AUGUUGAAAAACAAGCUAGAUCUGACCGAGCAAAGUAUUCCGCCAGUGUUUGAUGUUUAUUUCGAUUAUGAUGAGUGGGGCAAUCUCGCUGUUGUUAAAGUUGCUAUUGAAGAUGUUUUCUCCGCCUACAAAUUAUUGCGUCGGCCCAUACUUGAUGCCUAUUUGGUUGAAUGGACGGAGGAUUCCAUUGAUAAGAUUGGAUAUGUUAAAGACAAGGAGCAGACUGAAUAUUUAAGUGUUGCAAUGGAUGGGAAAUCCUUUGGAGCAGCAAGAUACGUGGGCUUUGGCUUUGGACAAAAGUUUGAAGGAAAACGAAACCUAUGUACUGAUGUUGAUGUGGACAAAAUAGAGGGCCAGAUUCUUCAGGCAGAUUGCGGGAAUGAUUUCUCUUUUCUACAUGAUGCUACACCUCCCGUGUUGGUUCAAAUGGCCUUUGAUAUUGAUUCUUUCAAGUAUAACCAGACUCCUUAUCUCAACAUGCUUAGUUUAAGCUGUUCAACUUCUGGUUUUGCUGCAACUGAUCUGCUGCCAAAACCCGUGCAUGACUCUGAACUAAAUGACUUCCUCCGCUACACAUGGGAUGACUUGGAGUCUUUUCUUUUUGAUUUUGGUCAUUCUGUAUGGUUGUUAUUGAAAUUGCCAAAGAUGUGUUAUGCGAUGGUUUCUUUUUGUGAUUGGUACAUGAUUCAAGGCAGGCAUUUUUGGAAUGCAUUUGAUGGAGAUCCUUUUGAUUGGGAAACGUUUCCACUUAAAUUUGAAGCAGAGCUUUUUCUACGAUGGGGAGUGGUUAGUCACUUUGUUGUUGCUGCUGCUAGCUACUUACUUUCGGCUCUUGAUGUUCAUCAAGGAGAACCACCUUAUAAUCAUGUUUCUUUGUUUUCAAGGAGAGCCUUGGCUGCUUAUUUUUACAUCAUCAGGGCCUGCACUUCCACUUCCUAA
Molecule: messenger RNA, 939 nt
Organism: Oldenlandia corymbosa var. corymbosa
Lineage: Eukaryota; Viridiplantae; Streptophyta; Magnoliopsida; Gentianales; Rubiaceae
Source: the annotation of a GenBank genome assembly